This is a messenger RNA of Nicotiana attenuata, 918 nucleotides long. RefSeq names its product protein CURVATURE THYLAKOID 1B, chloroplastic. Gene Ontology annotation, cellular component: thylakoid; chloroplast thylakoid membrane. Bases 178 to 726 code for a protein of 182 amino acids. The transcript is spliced from 6 exons. The record is from RefSeq and is a predicted model, not a curated record. Lineage: Eukaryota; Viridiplantae; Streptophyta; Magnoliopsida; Solanales; Solanaceae.
AAAUAUCCCAGAUUGAGAAAAAACCAUCAACAGAAUAAUUCAAUAAAUAUUUUCUUCCUUAAAAUUCUAAAAUUUUAAUCUUGGCCAUUUAUUUGGUUAUCAAGAAAAGCAAUCUAACUUAGUUUUUUUUUUUCAACAAGAACUAAACUUAGGAACUUGAAAGGGGAGUUCAAAGCAAUGGCCUCAACUACCUCCCCUUCACUUUCUCUUUCCUCUUCAUCGACUUUGGUCGACGGCAAGACAACUCGUCAGUCAGCUGCUGCUGCGUCCUCCCAAUGUGUCACCCUACCCACCCUCCCUCCCCCACCUGCCGUCCAAAGCCGCGCUGCCAGAACCACUGCCUACUGUCGUAAGAUUGCAAGGAAUGUGGUCGCAAUGGCAACGUCUACUGGAGAGGUUGCAACUACUACAGAGGCUUCAUCAGCUGAUAUGGCAACCACUGAGCUACCAUCUGAGCUUCUCCAAAAAAUUCAAGAAGCUUGGGACAAACUUGAUGAUAAGUACGCAGUCAGCUCACUCGGUGUUGCUGCACUACUUCUACUAUGGAGCUCCACUGGAGCUAUCUCGGCAAUUGACAGGCUUCCUCUGAUUCCUGGUGUUCUUGAGCUUGUAGGAAUUGGAUACACCGGUUGGUUUGCUUACAAGAACUUGGUCUUCAAACCAGACAGAGAAGCUUUGAUAUCAAAGAUCAAGGAUUUGUACAAGGAAAUAAUUGGGAGCAGCUGAAAAGAAAUAGUGUCCUAAUGCUGCCGCAGAGACAUGAUCAAAAUAGAUUUCAGUUGAGCAAUCUUGCAGCUUUGCUCUUCGAAAUGUAAACUCUGCUUUGUUCUUUUGCUGUCUUAAUAUUCUAACAGAAUAAAACUCAAAUGAACUAUGUCUAUAAAUUGCUUAUUUGUACAUUGUCUUUUCAUUCUCUCA